Chara braunii is the source of this 2963-nucleotide messenger RNA. The record is from the annotation of a GenBank genome assembly. NCBI's taxonomy places the organism in Eukaryota, Viridiplantae, Streptophyta, Charophyceae, Charales, Characeae.
GAAGUACUCUCGUUUGUUCCUGACUACCGCUUGCAAGGAGAGACUGCGCCUUUUACAAUCUGCGAUGAAAGAAGUGAGCGACAAGUCUGUGGGGUCAUGAGCGAUGUCGUCGACCGGCUGUUGCAUUGGUCAUUGCCAGCCAUCCGGUCAGAGUUCGGGGACGGUGUGGCGUCGAGGAUCGAGAGAACACUACAGGCCGGCAGUCGUGCAGAUGUGUUUCGUCUCGGAGCAGGAGGGGAUGAUUCGACAGCAGACGCUGAGGAUGAUGGCGACCGUGAGGGUGAAGGGAGCGGUGGAGGCAAUGGCGGGUCGUUUUGUGGGUCGGAUGAUUCACUACCGUGUUCAGGGCACGGGUCACAGCGUGGCCGCAGAUCGAGCGGGCGGCUACCAAGUCGUGGCAGGUCGCGUUCGCGUUUCGAACAUGUACGUCCUUUGUGCUGGGACGAUUCGAAGGAUGGUGCUUUGCAAAGCGGACCUUGCAAUAAUCGGUCUAAACAUGUGUUGAAAUCGAUGGGGCACUGGGGAGGCUCGAAAGCGCCUGAUGUCGUCUUCGUGGAGCCGGUGAAGCUGCUGCAGUUGCUCGGGUUGUUCGAUUUGAGUUGCCCACGCCACGGGGGUGGUUGUGCUGUGGAUGUGUCCUCUAUCGGUUAUCCUGGGCAGAUUUGUCGCAUUUCGCUCGCUUGUAAGAAAUCAUGUCGUUGGACAUGGCACAGUGCUCUGGUUGGGGGAGUUGUGUACUCUUGCAGACUUCAGCAGCAGUUGUUCCAUGCGACCGUCACUGCGGGUAUGACAUAUACCGUCCUCAACGACUUCUGCAUCGCGUUUGGGGUGGCACCUGUGCACAAGCCCACUUCUUACAGUUGCAUGCGCGGUGAGCCGAAUGUGCGUGAGGGUUGGAAUGCAAAGGUUGUCAGGCAGAGCGUGCGGUAUUGCGACUUGGCCAUUGACACGGUUAUGCGAUCAGUGAGACCCGUCACUUUGAUGGUUGACGGUCGCUAUGACUCGGCCAGGUCUGCGCAGCAUUGCACUAUUACCGCGAUUGAGUGUGAUACUCGUCUUGUGGUGGGUGUUCACACUCGUCGGCCAAAAAAUGAGGGAAAGGGGUCGAACCAACUUGAGGUUCCUGCUGUUGUGCGCCUGUUGAGAGGCUUGCUAUCGAGGGGGUUGAAGAUCCGGUGUGUUGUCUCCGACGAUUGUGCUGCAUUGGGUCCACAGUUGGAGCGCCUGGGUAUUGAAUGGCAGAAGGAUUGCCAUCAUAAGGUAAAAAACAUUCGCAAGGCACUUAGAAAAAUCGUGACACUGAAGGUGCCAAAGAAAUUGAACAACCCUCAUCAGUGCGUGUCUGAAUCUCAGUUUAUGCAGUUCACGAAAAAGGAGCUGUUGGAUGCCUUGACGGACCGUUUUGCACCAGGGUCUUUGACGGCAAAAGAAGAACGAUUGAAGAAGAGCGACUUCGUUGCUCUUGUGAUGAGCAAAAUGUACCCGUACGGCACGAUGAAAAACAACAAAUCCUUGGUCGUGGAUGCAAAUGGUGUGACUGAGUUCCAUAUGCAUGAGGUGGGGCAUUGGUUUCUUCGUGCUUCCCAGCUUUGCAGAGAUGAGGGCGGCGACUUUGUCACUCUGCACAAUGAUGUCAUGAUGAUCGCCGACCAUUGGGCCGGGGACCACUCCAGCACGACCGUUUGUUCGUACUACACGAAGUUCCGUCACACGUCGACGGUUGAGACCUUCCAGGGCACAAUCAUCAUUUACGCGAAGAAGGCCUUGCACUUCGAGAAGUCGUAUGAGCCGCGUUUGGCGAUUGCAGUCAUUCGAUGGAACAGUCAUGCAUGGCAGGAUCCCUUGGAGUAUCGUGUCCGCAGGCCUUCUGGGACUUCGAUUCGUUCAAGGCCGAGCCACUACCGUCACAAUCGGCCACCUACCGAUUCGUGGAUGGAUCGGUUGUCCACGUUCAUCUUCGGUUCAAAAUGUGUUUCAGAUUGGGCUCGACGCCUUCUCGAGUACGACGACUGUGAUGUGCCGGGCGAGGUCGGGUCCUCGACACCUCCUCUGCCUCGCGAUCUUUUUUGCAGAGGCGAGGAUACCAUUGCCCGUGACGAGGACGACAUUGCUUCAGUCUUGUGCACAGACGCUACAGAAGAUGAGGAUGACAACGAGGAGGAUAAGACCAUAAAGUACGUAAGGAAGCUGGAGGCUGAGGUGCGCAAGUACAAGACAUACCUGCUGGAGGAACACAAGAGAAGCAGAAACUUGAGAGUCGCGCUGGAGUCAAAGCAACGAGUUAUCGAUAAGUAUACAGAAGCAGAGCAAAACCGUGAGGCAAAGCUCAUCAACCGGUUACUUAGGAGUGCAAAUUAACGGCAUGGAAUGUGACAGAUAGAAAGAAUCAUGCACAUCCAUGCGCAUAACCAUUCGAGCGAGCAAGCGAGCGAGAGAGAGAGAGAUUGAGAUCGAGAUCGAGAUCGAGAUCGAGCGAGCGAGCGAGCGAGAGAGAGAGAGAGAGAGAGAGAGAGAGAGAGAGAGAAGAUCCUCUAUUCAAAACACUCGAGUCUUUGCUUGUGGUUGUUGUCUAGAGCACUGUGACUGCGACUAUGAUUUCAUUCCAGUCCAUUCCAAUCUAAUCCAAGGCCUCACUCUACCACUCACCACAUGCACAAAAGACAGAAAUUAUGGCGGUGUAUAUUUCCAUGUUCUAGAGGAAGAUUCAUUCUCAUUUCGCAGGCUACACGGUUAUUUGUUACUACUGGUCUUGAUGUUAGGUUGUUCAGUAUGCACACUGCUGUUAUUACUGCUUGUUCUGUUGGAUGAUGCAUCUUUCCAUGUUCUAGCGGAAGAUUCAUUCUCAAUUCGCAGGCUGUAAUCGUUGUUCGUUGUAUGCGGACCAAUGCCCCCAAUCCAAUCCAAUCCAAUCUGAUCCAAUCUGCAUCGCAUCCCAAGUUAUCCAACAAAAUAUGAUGUGAUCU